This is a messenger RNA of Onychomys torridus (southern grasshopper mouse), 1108 nucleotides long. RefSeq names its product RAN, member RAS oncogene family (gene Ran). The transcript is spliced from 7 exons. Gene Ontology annotation, molecular function: GTP binding; GTPase activity. Gene Ontology annotation, biological process: protein import into nucleus; ribosomal subunit export from nucleus. Gene Ontology annotation, cellular component: cytoplasm; nucleus. Bases 99 to 749 code for a protein of 216 amino acids. Lineage: Eukaryota; Metazoa; Chordata; Mammalia; Rodentia; Cricetidae. The record is from RefSeq and is a predicted model, not a curated record.
CCGGCGUCCGCUGCGUCUCCGGCAUUUGAAUCGCGCUUCCGCCAUCUUUCCAGCUUCAGUCGGACAGGCGCGGAGGCUCUUCUGGAAGGAUCGCCGCGAUGGCCGCCCAGGGAGAGCCGCAGGUCCAGUUCAAGCUCGUCCUGGUGGGCGACGGCGGCACCGGGAAGACGACGUUCGUGAAGCGCCACUUGACGGGCGAGUUCGAGAAGAAGUAUGUAGCCACCCUGGGCGUGGAGGUGCACCCGCUCGUCUUCCAUACCAACAGAGGGCCCAUCAAGUUCAACGUGUGGGACACAGCCGGCCAGGAGAAGUUCGGAGGCCUGCGCGAUGGCUACUACAUCCAAGCCCAGUGUGCCAUUAUAAUGUUUGACGUAACAUCAAGAGUCACUUACAAGAAUGUACCCAACUGGCAUAGAGAUCUGGUGCGUGUGUGUGAAAACAUCCCCAUUGUAUUGUGUGGCAAUAAAGUGGAUAUUAAGGACAGAAAAGUGAAGGCAAAAUCUAUUGUCUUCCACCGAAAGAAGAACCUUCAGUACUAUGAUAUUUCUGCCAAAAGUAACUACAACUUUGAAAAGCCUUUCCUCUGGCUUGCCAGAAAGCUCAUUGGAGACCCUAAUUUGGAGUUUGUUGCCAUGCCUGCUCUUGCCCCUCCUGAGGUGGUCAUGGACCCAGCUUUGGCAGCACAGUAUGAGCAUGAUUUAGAGGUUGCUCAAACAACUGCCCUCCCGGAUGAGGAUGAUGACCUGUGAGAUCGUGGAGCUGGAGCCCUGAGUCAGAAGUCUAGUUUUAUAGGCAACUGUCCUGUGACGUCAGCGGUGCAGCGUGUGUGCCACCUUAUUUAGCUAAGCGGAUCGUGUACUUCAUUGGGAUGCUGAAGGAGAUGAAUGGGCUUCGGAGUGAACGUGGCAGUUAAAACAUACCUUCUUUUUUUUGGACUUGCAUAUUUAGCUGUUUGGAACACAGUUGUUUCCUUCCUGAAUUUCAAAAAUAAGACUGCUACAGUCGCAUCACACUCACUAUUCAGUCAGUGGUGACAUCUUGUUUGUUACUGUCAUUCCCAUUCUUUUUGUUUAGAAUCAGAAUAAAGUUGUAUUUCAAAUAAUCUAAA